This is a messenger RNA of Odobenus rosmarus divergens (Pacific walrus), 723 nucleotides long. RefSeq names its product coiled-coil domain-containing protein 92-like. The transcript is spliced from 2 exons. Bases 1 to 723 code for a protein of 240 amino acids. NCBI's taxonomy places the organism in Eukaryota, Metazoa, Chordata, Mammalia, Carnivora, Odobenidae. The record is from RefSeq and is a predicted model, not a curated record.
AUGGAUACCGUGUCCCUGGAGCAUCAGAUCCAGAGUGUGCAACGCCACAUCAGCUUCCUGAAAAAGGAGCAGAUGGCCCUGCUGCGAGACCUGCACCUGGAAAUCCUGAGGCUGCAGAAACGCUGUUCAGAGGCGGCGUCCCGGGAGCUGGAGAGCAAGUGCCGCGCGCUGGAGUCGCAGCUCGCCGCGCGGACGGCCGCCAACGCCGAGCUGCGGCGGGAGGUGGCGCAGCGCGAGGCGCUGGUGUCGGCGCUGCGCUGCAGCCUCCGCGCGGAGGAGCGCCGCUUCCUGGAGGAGCUGCGGCGCCGCAGCCACCGUGCCACCGUGCUGGGCACCGAGCUGCAGAAGCACACCGAGGCGGCCGCCUACCUCUCCUGCCAGCUGCACGCGGCGCGCCAGAGACUGCAGACUCCGCGCCCGGGCCCCGCCGCCGCCGCCGCCGCCGAGCCCCGGCCCCGCCGGCGAGCACAGCGGGCCCGCCGCCCGCCCGCCGCCGAGGCUGCCGCCAAGGGCCUGGGCCGGGACUGGGCUGCCUGGGAGCGCGCGGCCCGGGCCCUGGACGACGUCGACCCCAUGCCAGACCCCGCGCUCUUCCUCUAUGCCCAGAGGCCCCCGCGGCCGAGCGGCCGCAGCCCGCGCCAGCCGCCUCCCCAGGAGCCCCCGGACCAAGCCGGCCCGCCGGCCGCGCCCAGCCCGCCCAGCGCUCCCGGGGAGCCGGAGUAG